Messenger RNA from Olea europaea var. sylvestris, 1113 nucleotides. RefSeq lists its product as uncharacterized. The transcript has 6 exons. Gene Ontology annotation, molecular function: DNA helicase activity. Bases 1 to 1113 code for a protein of 370 amino acids. The record is from RefSeq and is a predicted model, not a curated record. Gene Ontology annotation, biological process: telomere maintenance; DNA repair. Lineage: Eukaryota; Viridiplantae; Streptophyta; Magnoliopsida; Lamiales; Oleaceae.
AUGGAGUUACUGUUGUUACAUAUCGAGAAGCAGUGCUUCUACAUGUGUUUAUUGAGCGGAGAUAAUAAUUGUGAAGAAUAUUUAUCUGAAGCUAUUAUUUAUGAAAUGCCUAUUUCUUUAAGGCGUCUAUUUGCUAUACUUCUUAGCCUCUACAACCCUAAUGAACCAAAAUUAUUGUGGAAUACAUUUAAAUCUUAUAUGAUUGAUGAUUACAUACAUGAAAAUAUUUCUUCACAUGAUGCUGAACUUCGGGCUUUAAACGAUAUUAGUUGUAUCUUAGAAUCUUUAGCAAGUUUAAAUAACAAACAACAAAUUGCAUAUGAUAUGAUUAUGGAAAAAAGAACAUCGGGAUCAAGUGGUGCUUUCUUUAUCGAUGGUCCAGGCGGCACAGGUAAAAUAUUUUUAUAUAAAGCAUUGCUAAGUGUUGUAAGGUCUCAAAAUGCAAUUGCUUUGGCAAUUGCGUCUUCUGGAGUAGUUGCAUCCCUUCUACCUGGAGGAAUAUUGUUGAAAAUGUGCAAGUUAAUAAUUUGGGAUGAAGCUCCUAUGGUAAACCAGUGUGCUGUUGAGGCUGUGGAUAAAAUGCUAAAAGAUAUUAACGAUUGUAAUUUGCCUUUCGGUGGUAAAGCUAUGGUUCUUAGGGGGGAUUUUCGACAAGUUUUACUAAUAGUACCAAGAGGGAAAAAAGAAGACAUAAUUAAAGCUAGCUUAAUCUUUUCUGAUCUAUGGCCUCUAUUAUUACACGUAUCAUUAGUUGAAAAUAUGAGGGCAAAAUUUGAUCCUAUUUUUUGUGAUUACUUGUUAAGAAUUGGAAACGGAAUAGAGCAACAACAUUCUUGUGAAAUUUUUACAUACUAUAGUUUUGAUGAAGCAAUUGAUAAAUCAGAACAAAGCUUGCAAGAAGAUUUCCUUAAUAGUUUGACCUCAAAUGGUAUUCAACCACAUGAGUUAAAACUUAAAGUGAAUUGUCCAGUCAUAUUGCUACGAAACAUUAAUCCUUCUGAAGGUUGCAACUUUUGUUUAGGUGUGAAAAGGAUCCAAAAAAUUUUGAUCUAUCGAGCAACUCAGACUGUUACUAUGAUUUCUUAUAAUUUGAGCUUCAAAUCUACUGUAUAA